Molecule: messenger RNA, 1335 nt
Organism: Ipomoea triloba (trilobed morning glory)
Lineage: Eukaryota; Viridiplantae; Streptophyta; Magnoliopsida; Solanales; Convolvulaceae
Product: monogalactosyldiacylglycerol synthase 2, chloroplastic-like
Exons: 7
Coding region: 46-1335 (429 amino acids)
Biological process (GO): glycolipid biosynthetic process
Molecular function (GO): hexosyltransferase activity
Source: RefSeq, a predicted model, not a curated record
AAAUCAUUUCAUAACGUAUUUGAAAGAGUAGGGGUGUUUGGCGGUAUGAGCCAGAAGCGGUGCAAGUAUGAGAUUGAUGAAGAAGAAGAUGGAACCACCAUGGAGAUGCUACAGCUUGGGGCUGAGAGGACCAAGAAUGUGUUGAUUCUCAUGAGCGAUACCGGUGGUGGCCACCGUGCUUCGGCCGAGGCCAUUCGUGAUGCUUUCAAUUUGGAAUAUGGCGAUGAAUACAAUGUUUUUGUUAAGGAUGUUUGGAAGGAAUACGCGGGUUGGCCAUUGAACAACAUGGAGCAACAAUACAAGUUUAUGGUUAAACACGUGCAGCCGUGGAAGGUUGCAUUUCAUGGCACCUCACCUUGCUGGAUACAUUCUAUGUAUCUUGCUGCCAUUGCCGCCUACUAUGCAAAGGAGGUAGAAGCUGGGUUAAUGGAGUACAAGCCAGACAUUAUCAUUAGUGUCCAUCCUCUUAUGCAACACAUUCCACUCUGGGUUCUUAAGUGGCAAGGCCUGCAAAAGAAAGUAAUUUUUGUCACCAUCAUUACAGAUCUCAAUACUUGCCAUCGUACAUGGUUCCACCCAGAUGUGAAUCGGUUGUACUGUCCCUCUGAGGAGGUUUCAAAGAGGGCAUUGCUAGAUGGCUUGGAAGAAUGUCAAAUACGAGUUUUUGGGUUACCUAUUCGCCCCUCAUUCUGCCGUGCACUUCUCUCUAAGGAUGAGCUAAGAGUGGAACUGGAGAUGGAUCCAAUAUUACCAGCAGUUUUGCUGAUGGGCGGUGGUGAUGGAAUGGGCCCUGUGAAGAAAACUGCAAAGGCACUUGGAGAAGCAUUGUUCGAUAAAACGCUUGGUAAACCAAUUGGCCAAAUGGUGGUCAUAUGUGGACGCAAUGAAUCCCUUGUUUCCGCAUUACAACAACAUCAAUGGAACAUUCCUGUUAAGAUAAGAGGCUUUGAGAAACAAAUGGAAAGGUGGAUGGGAGCUUGUGACUGCAUUAUAACAAAGGCUGGACCUGGUACAAUUGCAGAAGCCUUAAUCAGAGGGCUUCCCAUUAUUCUCAACGAUUACAUUCCUGGCCAAGAAAAGGGAAAUGUUGCACACGUAGUUGACAACGGUGCAGGUUUUUUCACCCGACACCCCAAGGAAACAACGACGAUAGUUGUGGAAUGGUUUAGCAGCAAGUGCGAUGAGCGAGAGCGGAUGGCUGAGAACGCACUCAAACUCGCACAACCAAAUGCUGUAUUCGACAUUGUGAAGGACAUCCAUGAGCUUGCAGCACAACGAGGGCCCCUUGCUGAUAUCCCUUAUAUGCUUACCUCCUCAUUUUCCAGCUUAAUAUAA